AUGAGUUACGGCUACGGCUACAACUAUAAUUACCCUGUCCCUAGUGGUAGGACACAAAUUAAUUGGGGCAAUGUACAGUUUUCCAAUUUCUCAAACAUUCAGUAUUCACAACCCGAAAUAUCAGACGCGGAGGAUGAUGUCGAGAAUCCAUACCAAGGUGGGGAUGCGUACUCACAAGGACUUCCAAGAGUGCCAGUGGCACCCUCAUCACCAACAUUAUCAAAGAAGGAUAAAAAGAAACUGAAGAAGCAGAAAGACAAGGCAGCAGCAGCAGCCGCUGAACAAGCAGCUUUCAUGCCAACCCCACCUCCACCUCCACCUCCACCCCCAUCACAAGAACCUCCUGCACAAGAUGAGCCGUCAGCAGCCUCAUCAAGUAGGAAGAAGAGCAAGAAGAGUAAGAGAAAAGACUCAAAGUCGCUACCAGAAGCUCCCCCUAUACCAAUUACCCCAUCUCCGAUUGCCGAGGAGAGCAAGGAGCCGGAGAAGGUAGAGGAGGAGAAGGAGGCAGAGGCAAAGACUGACGAACCUGAAACGGCCGGAACACAGGACAGCGCCGAUACCAAGGGUGAAUUAGUUGCAGAGGACGAGGCUGCUGAUGAGGAGGCACCCAUACCAGAGGCGGCGUCCAAAGAGGACGAACCAGCCAAAGACACCAAAGACGAUGAAGCUCACAAGGAGGAAGCACCCGCUGGAGAGCCACCCGUAAAGGAAGAUGCAGCUUCGGACGAGACACCGGCCUCUGAGGAGGCUGCUCAAGCUCCAGCUCCAGCUCAGAACGACACAGUCGGCAAGGAGGAUGCAUCUCAGGAAAACACUGUCAAAGAAGACGAGAAGCCUACAGACGAAGUUCCCACGGCAGAGACACCAGCAGCUGAAGCCCCCACCAGCGAAGAGGCUCCCCCAAAGGAAGAAAAGGCAACUGAGCCCGAGGCAGUUGACAUUCCGGAAAAGGGUAGCGACAACGAUGAUGAUGAACCUUCAAUGGCUGAUGAACCUAAAUCCCCAAGCAAGAGCCAGAAGAAGAAGAAGAAGGAAAAGGAGAAGAAAGAGAAGGAAAAGAAGGAGAAAAAGGAGAAAGAGGAAAAAGACAAGAAGAAAGCAGCUGCAAAGUCUGAGAAAUCCCAUCAUCACAAGUCAAAACACUCACACUCUUCGUCAAAGGAGGUUGGCUCUUCCAAAGACAAAGCCUCCGACUCACAGCCUGCUGCUAAGGACAAGCAAGAUGAGGUAACUGCGCCGGCUGAGCCAAAGGCAGAGGAAACUAAAACUUUCGAGCCCGAAGCGGAGGCCCAGCCAGUGGAAGAGACAUUAACUCCUUUAGAACCCCCGAAGGACGAAGCCCCUUCAGAAGAACCAGCGCCUGUCGAGGAACCAGAGUCCACUGAAGAGCCAACGCCUGUCGAGGAAUCAACGCCUGUCGAGGAACCAAAAACUGUGGAAGAAUCAGCACCUGAGGAACCAAAGCCUUCAGAAGAGCCAAAGGCCGAUGAGCAACCAGAGCCUGCCGAAGAGCCAACGCCUGUCGAGGAACCAGAGUCUUCAAAAGAGCCAACGUCUACUGAGGAGUCAGCACCUGCCGAAGAGGCAAAGCCAGUUGAAGAAUCAAAACCUGCCGAAGAACCAAAAACUGUGGAAGAGUUAGCGCCUACCGAAGAGCCCAAGCCUUCCGAGGAGCCAGCACCUGCUGAAGAGUCAACGCCUGCUGAGCAACCAGAGUCGGCCGAGGAAUCAAAAACUAUAGAGGGACCCUCAACAAAAGAAGGCGAUUCUGCAAAAGAGCCAAAACCUGCUGAGGAUCCAGCACCUGUCGACGAGCCAACGCCUGCUGAGGAACCAAAAGUGGAGGAACCCUCGACAAAGGAAGACAAUGCCGUAGAAGAGCCAAAGACUGCGAGUGAGGCUUCAGCAGUGAACAAGUCUGACGAAGCCGAACCUGGGCCCAAGCCUACAGACGAAGUGCCACUUUCAUCAAAAGCCCCAGCUCUAGCCGAAGAGUCAGAUCCUGUAGAUGAAUCCCCAACUGAAGAUAAAUCAGCAGAAGAGCCCUCGUCUGCGUCUGCCGUGGAAGAGGUAUCUCCUGAGGCUGUUGGAGCAGAGAAUGACGCUAAGACACUUGAAGCUGCGCAAGAGCCUGAAACGGCAGAUAAUCCCAAGCCUGAGGAAGACAAACCAGUGGACCCAGGUGAAGUUACCACCUCUGAAGCGCCUCCAGAGCCUGAGAAAGCCCCUGCUACGACCGAAAUCGACAAUGCCUCUGAGGAAGUAUCCGUUAAGGACACAGAAGACGAGCCCAAAGGCAAGCUAGUCGAGAGUGACGAGGCACUGUCAGCGCCAGAAGAAGCCCCUUCUUCAGAUGACAAGGCCGAUAAAAAACCUACCGAAGCUGAGCAAUCUAGUGAUCCAGAGAAGACAGAAUCUAGCGACAAGGACGACGCUCAGGUGCCUACGGAAGAUAAAAAGGACGUAGAGGACGAGAAGCCAGCUGUUUCUACCGACAGUAAAGAAUCUUCUCCUGCAGAAGAAGCCGAAAAGGACGACGACACUAUCGCUGCUCCAUCUGAGAAGGAUAAUGCUGAAGACACAGACAACGUGCCGGUUGAGAAGGAGACGCCAAUCCCUGAUGUUGUACAUUCGGAGGCGGGCAAGGCGGCUGGCGACGAGACAGUCGUAGAACAGGUGCCGGGGGCAGAGUCUGCCAAGGAAGAGGCCCCCAAGGAAGAGGCCCCUUCCACGGACGUCGCCCAGACAGAAGAUAUAACUGCUUCAACUUCAAAGAAGAACAAGAAGAAAAAGAAGAAGAAGGGCAGCAAGAGUGGUAUUGAGAUACCAGUCACAACUGAGCCAGCAGUUGCCCCUCCUGAUGAAGCAGCUGCCGAAGUCACGACUGAGCCUACUGUCGAGCCAGAAGCUACUGUUGAACCUGUAGUUUCUGAAAAGGCCCCUCCUGAUGAAUCAACUUCUGAGCCUGAGACUUCUACCGAGAUCAAGUUUGAUAACCCAGCUACUGAAUCUGCUACCAAACCCGAAACUGCCGAAAAGGCUCUCCCCAACGAAUCAACUCCGGGGCCGGAGCCCGAGACUACUGCUGAUCCUGAAGCUCCUUCCGAUAAAUCUACUGUCAAACCUGCUACUGAACCUGAAGUAGUUGAGAAGAUUGUUGAGACUGCUGCUAAGCCCGAGACUGCUGCUGAUCCUGAAGUAGUCGAGAAGGCCACCGUUAAACCAGUUUCUGAGCCAGAGGCUGCUAAGUUUGAAUCUGACAACCCCAUUGCUGAACCCACCGCUGAGCCCGAAGUUACGGAAAAGGCAGUCGUAGACGAACCAGCUCCAGAGCCUAAGAUUGAGACCGUUGCUGAGGUUAAAGCCCCUGUCAACCCUGAGCCUGCUUUGGACAAGCCUCCCACCGAACCUACUACCGAGCCUGAGGUUGCCGACAAGGCCGUUGAGCCAGUUUCUGAACCUGAAGUUGUUGAGAACGCCGCCUCAGACGAACCACCUUCCGCUCCCGAGACUGCAUCUGACCAGCCAGUAACUGAACCUGCCGCUGAACCUGCCGCUGAACCUGCCGCUGAACCUGCCGCUGAACCUACUGUCGAGACCGAGGCAGACUCCGAUAAGCAAGCUACUGAACUAGCACCUGAUGCGCCUUCUACGGAACUCAAGCCAACUGCUGAGCCCAAAGCUGCCGAGAACACUGCCUUAGACGAGCCGCCUUCCGCCUCCGAGACCAAGUCCGCCUCUGACAAGCAAUCAGCAGUCGAGCCUGUGCCGACCACUGAAUCAGCGGCCGAACCUGCCUCCAAAUCCGAACCAGCUCCUAAGUCUGAGUCUUCUACAGAAUCGGAAUUUACUGCUGAAUCAGUAAAAGAGACUGUCGAGGCUAUUGCUAAGUCACAAAUCGACGUGGAACCUGAACAAGUGGAUGCGCCUAAAGAUGAUUCUUCUGAAGAUGAGGACUCGUCCGAGGCAGAGUCGGGUGUCGAGCCAGAUAAAGCCGCGCCUGUGGAGGUUGUCAACAACAAAGACGUUGACGAUUCGGACACAGAGAGCCUCGGAGGCAAAUCGACUGAACUUGCUACAAGUGCUGAUAGUGAAGUGGAUUCCGCCAAACCAUCUACAGAAGAAAUGCCCAAAGAAACCGAGGAGGAGCUACCACCAUUGGAAAAGAAGGGCGAAUCUCAGAAGGCCCCGGCAGAGGCCGAAGUAUCCAUUUCGGCCGCCGAGCCCGAGAAGGAUGAUGUCGAGGUUUCGAAACCGAAAGCUGCAGCCACCGAAGAUAAAGACAGUGCUGCUGUGGCAAACCCGAGUGAUUCGGAAACAACAUCUGAGAGUGAAGAUGAUGAAGAUGAGGAUUCCGAUUCUGAACAUCAACCAGAAGAAAGUGACAAAGCCACAGACACGUCCCCUGUCAAGAUUACAGAACAAGAACCAGCUCUUGCAGAGAACGACGCACUAGACCCGGUGAUAGAAGAUGACUCUGAGUCUCUGAUCACGGAAUCAACUGAUGAUAAGAAGGAUGAGCCUUCGCCUCCUGAGAUCUCUGCAGAGAAAGUCGAUACAUCUGCUGCUCCUUCCAAUGAAGAAACAGCUGAGAUAUUGCCAACAAAAUCAGUAGAUGAUACCGAAGUAGUGGAAUCAGCUGAUACUGUUGACGAGAAGGACCCAGAGUCCACAGCAGAAAAGUCUGAUGCACCUCAUGCGAAGCCAGAGCCUACUGUUAAGGAAGGAGCAGCAGAUAUUGAUCCCGCUGAGGGCGAUACUUCUGGUGAUUCUGCUUCUGAGGACAGUGAUGACGACGAUACUAUUGUGUCUACUGCAGACAAAGCCGUCGAUGCAGAAACAUCGCAAAUGUCUGUCAAGCUGGAAGAUGAUUCACCAUUAAACGACAAGACCUCACACAUUCCUGAUGCUUCAGACACAGAUGCGGCAAACACCCAGGUCGAUAGCGAAAAUAGCAAGGAUUCAGUUGUUGAAGCAAAGGUUGCUGUACAGGAACCACUCGAUGAGGUUGUACAAGACAAAUCCGUGAUCGACAACGAAGUGUCCAAGGAGCCUGAAAGCAACGACGUACCUACACCCCACACCGAUGCUGAGGAAACCCAAGAACCAGUAGCCUCUGGCGCAGACGAAAGCAAACCGGAGGAAAGUCCACUCGCUUCUACGAAAGAAACAACAGAGCUAGUCGAACCUGUCGCUGAGGAGGAAGCCAAGCAGCCAAUUGACGAGGCGACAGGACAGGACGAGAAACCUAAAACUGAAUUGCCGCCUUUGGAUUGCAAGCCGACUGACGAUGAACUUACUUCGGACAACAAGGACUUGGGAGCGACACAGUCUGCACAGCAGACAGCUGAAGAUGCUGGACUUUCCGACAAGGAUCCCGCAGAUGAAGUCCCCGUAGUUGACGACAAGCAAGAGACACCGGAUGGUUCUGUAGCGAGCAAGCCAGAAGAAGUAGAUGAUGCGACCUCGGAGGAGAAGCCAGCUGCCGAAACACCUGUAGAUACCGAAAACAUACAGGAUGUAGCUGAAACUUCCGGUGAGAAGCCGACAGCACCAGAAGUCACACCUUCGACUAGCAAAAAACCAGAGGAAACGCCUGCAGUGGGUGUUGAUUUAGGAGAAAGCGAAGCACCAGGUGCCACACCCGAAGGCGCAACUCACCCCGAUGGCGUGACAGAACAAAUAGUGACCGAGCUUUCUGAUAAGGAACUGGAUGCCCCUGCUCCUGCACCUGAAGAUGGCGAAGCUAAGGAGGCGGACAAGACUGCUGAACAAGAGCCAGCUGCAGAGUCACCAGCGAUAGAUGAGAGGCCAGAAGAAACAGCUCAAGCAUCUGAUGAUAAUUCAGAGCCACUGGCAGCCCCUAGCGAUGAGCCAAAGGAAUCAGGUGCCCCUGAGGCCGAGCCAGCAGAGGAGCCUACGGUAGCUGGUGAUAGUUCGAAGGAACUUGAGGUCUCUGAGGCUGAGGCUGAGCCUGUUGUUGAGGCUCCCGAGCGAGACAAAGAGCCAGAAGCAGAGGCAGAGGCCGAACCCGUGAAAGAUGCAUCGGUGUCCGAAGAGAAACUGGCCGAGGAAGAACAGACGGCUCCAGCUCAAGAAGAGCCACAGGAAGGCUCCGCACCAGCUGACGAGACACUAGAGGAAGAAAACAAACCUGCCGAAGAGGAGCAUACCGAAGCUCCUGCAACCUCUGACGACAAGGCAGGCGACGAUGCCAAGCCAGCAGAAGAACCACCUGCAUCCGCACCUGUAGCUGAAGACGAGCUCAAUCAGCCACUGCCCAUCGCUGCCCAGGAAGAAUCCAAGGAGAUUGCUACGGCUGACGAAGUUACGGAAGAGACUCUAAUAGCAGAACCUGUGCCUGCUUCUGAAGAGCCCCCGGCCGGUGACAUAGUCUCUACUGAUGACAAAGCAGUCGCUGAUCCCCAAAACACCGACGAAAUAGCGACAGCAGCAGCACAGGAACCUUGUCCACCAGAAGGAGAGGGUGAAGCAAAACUUGCAGAAGAAGCACCAGCUCCGGAGCCCGAGGAUACCAUCGUCAAACCUGUUGAUGACUCUGCUGAUGUACCUCCUGCCGAAGCAGAAAAGAAGGAAGACGAGCUAGUGAAAGCCGCCACCAAAGAAGAUACGAGGGCGAAAGAAGAUGAAGAGAGCAAGGACACUCUCGGACCAAUUCCAAGGACCAAGAGACCGAUCAAAAAAGGUGAGGAAAAUGGUUCAUUACAAAAUACCCCUUUUGAUUUUGCACAAAACUAUGGAAAUUCUACGGAGUUGAAUGAAGAGAUGGAUCACGGCGCUUUAGAGUUGCUUUCAAAUGAUACCCAGGAACUUCCAGAAAGUCAACGCUACAAACUCAAGAGCCGGUCAUCAAUGACUGAAGCGCCGGGCGACCAGAAUAACCAAACUGCCACAGGAAUCACGAUGCCAGGACUACAAGAAACUCAAUUAGCGGUGGACGAAGACCCACAAGAUCGAGUCUUGAAUAAGACUCUGGAUCUUGAUCUCCAGGAUGGCGAUCUGGUUGAGAGCCACCCAGCCACCAGCAACGCUAGAGAGCCCACACCUGGCGCUCCACACGAGCAGGGUAUUUCAGGCCAAUCGGAAGACGCUGUCAAGGAAAUUGACCCUGUAAACGUCGACUCAAUUGCUACCGCGACUCCCCAGCCUCUGCCUCUGCAGCCCGAGACGACUGAGACACUUACUGGGGAAUCAGACUCAGAGCCAUCUUACAAUACUCAUGAUGGCAAUGAGAAGUCUGAGAGAAUGGAUUCAUAUUUUCCAGUCACAAUUGCUCGCAGCGCAUCAUCAGUAUCGGCUUCGGUAGUUUCUGAUCAAGAUUCAGAAAUUUCGGCGUCUUCGCGCACAGCGGCCGAAAAGUCUCAAAUACAUCCUCUCGACAGCAAAGACAGUAUCGGCCAUGCCGAACCAGACGCGAACAACUCACCAUCAGGGCUAUUGCAGCCUACCAAUACACUGGAUCUUACUCACCAACCCAAAAUUCUGGAAACCGACUUCGGCCAUGUACUGCAGACAUCCCGAGGACUAUCCCAGGAGCCUGAGGCGAGCGUUGCAGAACCCGAUGAGCAAGACUCAGACUCUGGUCUAUCGGAGAAUGAAUCCAUUGAGGAUGACGAGUCAGAAUUAGAGGAGCCGCUCGCGAUCCAUAACCGAAUCCCGGAGCAGCCACAGGUGACUGAGCCAGCCGAAAGUCGAGAAGACGACACAGUCCCGCAAGAUGGCCCCAAACAUGACGGGCUUGGUUCAAGAACAGAAACAGCCAUUGAAAGACAGGCGAGUGACGUUGCAUCUAAUGUCAGCUCACUAGAUGAGUCUGAAGAUGACGACCAUGAAGCGUCCAGGUCUAUCAAUGGACGAUCCUCUCCUGUACCCGCCAGUUCCGUCGAUGUUCAUUACAAGGAUUCUCACCAAGAUGUCGACUCAGAUGACGAUACAGACGAUAACGUCAGCAAUGUUGACCGACAGAGUGCUACUUUUCGACGCUCCUCAAUUGAUCUGUCAUCUGAUCCUGUUAUCAAGCGGGACCUCGAGGUUCAGGAUAACGACGUUUCCUAUGAACUACGUGGGCCAGCUUCGGAGCAAGAUGAAACCGUUGGAGAGACCAUGGCGCUCAAGAACAACGAUACCGACUCUGAUGAUGAUUCUGACGAUGGUUCUGAUGAUGGUUCUGAAGCUUCUGAAGCCGAGAAAUCUGAAGUUAGCAACGAACUUGAGCAAACAAGAGAUCCUACCGAAGAACGUGGCUUGGGUCCGGAGCUGGACAGACCUGCUCUCGCCAUCGAUCAUGAUCCAUCAGUCGAUGCUGUAUCGGCCGCUGUCAAAGAGGACGAUGAUUCUACGUCAGAUGAAGAUGACGAUGAAGAUCCCGAACAUGCUCCACCCAGUUCUGGACGCUGGGACACUGAAAUGGCUUUGGAUGGCUCACAAGUCGAAACAGUCGAGGUAAAUCUUGAUGGAGAUGAUGACGACGACGAUGAUGAGUCCGAUUCAGACCAAGGAAGUCAAAUCAUUGACAGAGGUAAUUCGCCCACACCGGAACCAACUUUCGUUUCAAAUCCAACAAUCGCCGAGCAUCAAUCUCAACCAGGCGAUGAAGCUCCACUUGAACCUCUCGCACCAGCUUCACCGGCCGCACAUCAAACAAAGCCCUCAGAAUCAUUGGAUCAUGCCGCAGUCGAAGAUGAGGAACAAGAUCUUUCUGACUCAGCUUCCUCGGUGCCCACAGAACCAGACACAAUAGGGAAAGAGGUUUUAGAUCACCAUUCUCGCUCGCAUUCCCCGAACCCCGAUCUUCUACAAUCUACACCCAAGAAUAUUCUCCUAGAACCUUCAGCUCCUGCCCAAGAUGAAGCCACUACGAAACUCGAUGAGUCUGCUGCUAUACCAAGAUCUCCAUCACCUGAGUCAGUAGUUGAGAAACAAACCAACGAGGUUCCAGUUCCCGAUGCAUUGCAAGAGCUCUCCGAGGCAGGCACCGAGUCCGAAGAUGACGAGGAGGAGAAUGCACCCCAGGCGCGAGAUCCUUCUUCACAUUCAAUUGUCCUCAAUCAAGAAAACGAUUCGGAUUCGGAUUCUGAUGCUGAUGAUGAAUCUGAACACGACGAGCCAACACCUUCUGUACUGCCGGAAAUCCUGUCAACUGAUGCUAAACUUUCAUCUGAAAGACUGAUAAUGUCCCCUGGUGCCGCCCAAAACCUUGCAGCCCUGAAUGAUGAUGAACCUUUGCAAAAUGAGUUGGAAGACCGAGACCCAGAAGUGUCCGACUCUGAGGUGGAUGCAGAGAGCGAACAUAUCACCAGUAUCACCAAAGACGAGAUGGACCAGGAACCCCCAGCGGGAACUGUUACCGAUGAUGAUAGUGACGACGAUACCCAUGUUUCUAGGGAUAUCUCUCCUAUUGGUAUAGACAGGAUCGGUGCAUCGCGUAACCUCGGGCAAGUCACUCAAGUUCCUGGGUCAACCGAGGACACCGAGGAAGAUCAAACAGUACACGAAAAAAAGGGCGGAGGACUGUCGGAUGUUCAACUUCCAGACACGCCCACAGAGGUAACCAGAGCCAUUGGGAACGAGGCGCAUGUUGUCGAUGAAUGGCUGCCCCAGCAGGAAGCGCUCGAUAACAGGCUCUAUGAGGUCAAGACUCCAGACACAGAUGACACUCAGCACUCAGAGCCAAAGCCUGCUCAAGCGGCUGAGAUGAAGUCUGUGGGGCUUAGCCGGCCUGAAAAUGUGGCCGUCAAGGUUGUCGAUAUCCCUUCCCGUGGUAAAGGCAAGGCAGUUGCUGCCAUGCCGGAGACCCCGAAGCGAUCUGGUUCUAAGUCACGUACCCGUUCUUCGUCCCGCAAUGAGCCUCCUCGGACAUUCUUGACCCAACAGCAACGACCACGAAGAUCAUUAAGAGUUCGUCCCGUGACAGAAGUCUACACCAAAGACCCCAUCUUCGUCCCUGCUGUGAGCCGGCCUUCCGAUGCAAAGUAUACACAACGACCUCAGCCACCACGUACUGAAAGUGAGCCAGUCAAAGUUCCAGUGCGUCCUCCGCUCGGUCGCCCUUCUUUGGAGACACAGGGCGAAUCCUCAAGAAUGGCAGCGCAGACAGAGGUCGUCGCCAGGCCCCAUUCUUUCCAGGCCGACGGCGAGCCGUCUAGAGCUCCUUUGAAACACGACCUCAGACACCCGACGGUCACUGUUGAUGAGGGGCUCCGAGAUGCCGCAUUUCGGGCGCCCAUUCCAGCUGGUUCAACUGCAGAGUCUGAAGUCCAAAGACCACCCAGUCCUGGCAUCGUGAUUCCUGAUGCAGAGAUGAUUGAUCUACAGCGAUCUCGCACCUUGAGGCGGACCCGAAAGAAGUCGAUUCAGCAGGCUGAGGAUACACUGGCUGCAGCUGUAGUCAUUUAUGCCACCGCUGAGGCGUUGAGUCCUCCUGGCAGCCCAUCGCCUUUCGAUCACUUCAGGGGCAGAGAUGUACCUAAUCUGGAACAUCAAAUGAAUACAGAACCUAAUGACUACAACUUCCCAGUCGUUUCUACACCACGGGGAAGCUUUGAGGAUGAACUCGAUGAGUUUCACAAGUCUAAUGCUGACUUGUUUGCAGACGACAGGAGCAGAGAAUCUGACUCGUCGCGCAGCGAUAGAGACAGAGACAGACACCGCAGGCGCCGGCACUCACAUGCGUCACAACGCUCUGACGGCAGCCGAGGUGAAGAAGAACGAGAGCGAAGACAUCGCACCGAUGAAGAGAGGCGAGCUCAUCGAUCUCGAGACGAAGAUGAGAGCCGCCGUCGCCGACAUUCUUAUCGCGAUGAUGAAUCUCGGUAUCAUCGUCACCGUGACGAAGAAGAAAUGCCACCUCGUGACUCGCGUGGCGAGGCCGAUGCCAAGUCUAGAAGUUCCCGUGGAUCUGAAGAAUCGAAAAUCAAGGGCUAUCGUCGCGACGAAGACUUGCGACCACGCGAAUCCCGCAAGGUUGAAGAGCCUGCUUCACGUAGCCUCCCUCAAGAAGACGAGGGCCGAGAGCGCAGAAAGCGAUCUUCUUAUGCUCACCGUCGCCAUCGAGCCGACACGGCUGAGUCAGGGUUGCCCGACACGUCUCCCAGAACACCCAGACGAGACAGUGGUUUCUCUGCAGAUAACAAUUCUGGAAGUUCUGGCAGUUCUGGUCACAAACGUCGAACCGCAGAUGAGCAGGCCGCCCACGAUAGACGCAAAGCAGAAAAGUCAGAACGACGAACACGGGAGGAAACCAGCCGAAGACGUGAGCCCCCACGCUACCGUGAGUCACGACAAGAAGAAAAGGAUAAAGAGAGGGAGAGGGAAAGGCGAAGCAAGGGCAAAGAGCCCGCACGUGAGCCAGAACCCGAACGUGAGCCAUUCCCAGAGCUAGAGCCCCAGCCAGAGCCCGAGGGAGAACGACACCACCGGUCACGUCGACAAAGCCAUUCCGGUAGGCCUCGGCACGAAGAGCACAGGGAACGCACACGCGAAGAAUCAGUUUCACCUGACAAGAAGCUAUUUACCGCCAAGAACUCUGAACGCGUAUUGGAUGCUACUCCCCCACCUCACGAGGAGGUCCCUGUUGCAGAGCCGGUCAGAGAACGCACAAGAGAUGCCCCGCCAGAGGACUCGCCUAAACGUUCCUCGACACGACAUAGACGUAGUACUCAGCCUUCCGCCGAAGAGCCACGUCCUCGAUCAUCACGCCGUCCACGUGAUGACCCUGCCCCUGAACCAGCGCGGGAGAAGGAUAGGGACCGAGAGAGGACGAGAGACAAGGAGAGAACGAGAGAUGGAGAGAAAGAGCCCCGGCCCGUCAAGCAUGUCAGAAUGGACACGGAGGACACCCGCCGCAAAGCGCGACACGAAGAGCGACGCAGGGCACAAACAAGGGAUGACGACAGGAAGCCAUCGGGCAUCAAGGGUGCGUUCAAGAAACUUUUCAGCAAGUCUUGA
This is a messenger RNA of Fusarium venenatum, 11970 nucleotides long. RefSeq lists its product as uncharacterized. The record is from RefSeq and is a predicted model, not a curated record. Lineage: Eukaryota; Fungi; Ascomycota; Sordariomycetes; Hypocreales; Nectriaceae.